AUGGACAUUGAUCCCUAUGAGGAAAAGCACUACGCAACGUACUCGAUGUUGAGUGUUGCGCAGGAGUUGCUGCAAUUGGAGUCUGCCAGAUCGUUCAACAACCGCCUUUCUGCAACAGAGGCACGUGAUGGUCACGUAUCACACAACCACGUGAACUUGCACUAUGAACGGAUCAAGCUACCAACAUUCUCUGGCAAUUAUGAAGACUGGCAGCAUUUUUCGGAUAUGUUUCUUGGUUCUAUCGGCGGCGAUCCGCAUCUCACCAGUUGUCAGAAGUUUCACUAUCUGAAAUCUUCUUUGUCUGGCGAAGCGUUUUCUUUAAUUAAACACAUUGCCGUGACCAACGAUAACUAUAGUGAGGCUUGGGACAGGCUGGUCCAACGUUACAUUGGCAGUUUUCUAAAUCUCCCAACGGCAUCUGUACUCAACUCUGUCGCGAUUCAGAAGCUGGCUGACGGAGCCUAG
This is a messenger RNA of Drosophila willistoni, 465 nucleotides long. RefSeq lists its product as uncharacterized. The transcript has a single exon. The record is from RefSeq and is a predicted model, not a curated record. NCBI's taxonomy places the organism in Eukaryota, Metazoa, Arthropoda, Insecta, Diptera, Drosophilidae. Bases 1 to 465 code for a protein of 154 amino acids.